AUGCAGCAGGAUGAGGUCGCCUGGAACAUCAUCAGCAAACAGUUCUGCUCGUUCCAGGUAAAGACACAGACGCAAAACUUUUGUCGAAAUGAGUACAACCUGAGCGGGUUUUGUUCGCGGCGGUCCUGUCCGAUCGCUAACAGUCAGUACGCAACAGUGCGGGAGGAGAAAGGAAUCAUCUAUCUCUUCAUGAAGACGGCCGAACGGAAUGCGUUUCCGUCCAACCACUGGGAAAAAGUGAAGCUGUCCCGCAACUUCGACAAGGCGGUGUACCAGAUCAAGGAGAAUCUGCUGUACUGGGACCGUUGGGUGCAGAACAAAUGCAAGCAGCGGUUCGUGAAGAUCACCCAGUACCUGUUACGGAUGCGAAAAUUGAAGCUGCGCCGACAGAAGAUGCUGGUACCGUUGGCGACGAAGGUCGAGCGGCGGGAACGGCGUCGGGAGGAGAAAGCCCUGGUUGCAGCCCGUAUCGACAAUGCUAUCCAGAAGGAACUGAUGGAGCGGUUAAAGAUGGGCAUGUACGAGGACAUCUAUAACUUCCCGCAAACGGCGUUCGAUCGUGCACUGGAUGCGGAAGAGGUCGACGAAGCGGAAGAGAUGGACGAAAUGGAGCGCGAAUUGGAGGAUGAAGAGAAAUGUCGGGAGCAGGAGAAGGUGUGGCACGUGAGCGAAGAUUUACGGCGCGAACUGGAGAUGGUGGACGGGUUUAUCGAGGCCAAUACGGAAGAGGAUCUAGAUUCGGAUGCGGAGAGCGAGUCGGGCGCGAAGGAACGCGUCGAGUUGGACACUGACUUUGUAUUGGACAUGGAGGACUAUGUGCCGAACGUGUCCCUGCGGCCACCGAAAUCUGACAACGAGGAAAUUGCACCUGUGAAACCUGUAGAUGCACGGUCGACGAAGAAGAAAUCGCGGAAGAUCCACAAACCCAGGGUCGAGUUUGAGUAUGAAGUGGAAGCUGAAGCACCGGUGGGGCGCUCCGUACAUCAGUGA
Anopheles moucheti is the source of this 990-nucleotide messenger RNA. RefSeq names its product protein MAK16 homolog. Gene Ontology annotation, biological process: maturation of 5.8S rRNA; maturation of LSU-rRNA. Gene Ontology annotation, cellular component: preribosome, large subunit precursor; nucleolus. NCBI's taxonomy places the organism in Eukaryota, Metazoa, Arthropoda, Insecta, Diptera, Culicidae. The transcript has a single exon. The record is from RefSeq and is a predicted model, not a curated record. Bases 1 to 990 code for a protein of 329 amino acids.